GGCCAAUCGCGGCUCUCCUGCCAGAGACGUAGUCAGCUGUGGUACUUCCUCGUUUGUUUUCUGAGCGGAACCGAAACCAGACGCCCAAUUUCAGAAUGCAUCUGUGCAGGGUUGGAAUUUACAUGAAGAGGAGAAAGCGGGGCUGCUCUCAAGCCUGAACAUUUUUGGUCUUCCUCCAUCUGGCGGUCACUCCCUCUGCCUCUUCAGAUUGGUGCUCAUCCCCUCUCCCCAUCGCCAACAUGCUGUGCUGGGGGAAUGCAAAGGAUGGACAGUUGGGACUUGGUAUAGAGAGGAACCCUGUAUUUGAGCCCAGGAACUGUCACGUGUUCAGCGGCAGGGGACUGAAAGAGGUAGCCUGUGGAGGGCAACACUCAAUGUUCCUGCUGUAUGAUGGUAGUGUGUACACAUGUGGUUCUAACAGCUGUGGGCAGCUGGGCCACGACAGACCAGGCACUUCCCCAGAGUUUGUAGGAGCUCUGGAUACUCAGACAAUAACAAUGGUGUCGUGUGGUCGGGCCCAUUCCAUGGCGGUGAAUGAGCAGGGUCAAGUUUUUGCUUGGGGAGCUGGUGAAGGGGGCCAGCUUGGCCUGGGGACUACAGAGACGGCUGUUCGAAUCCCAAGGUUGGUCAAGAGGCUGUGUGACCACCGGAUCUCUCAAGUAAUGUGUGGGAAUCAGCACUGCAUUGCACUUUCUAAAGACGGCCAGCUGUUCACAUGGGGCCAGAACACUAGCGGUCAGCUCGGUCUCGGGAGAGGGGAGCCCAGCAAGUUGUCCCCUCACCCCCUGAAGUCUCUGGCAGGUAUUCCUCUGGCACAGAUUACCGCUGGGGGAGACCACAGCUUUGCUCUCUCCCUGUCCGGGGCUGUAUUUGGUUGGGGCAAGAACAGAGCCGGACAACUGGGUCUCAAUGAUAAACAAGACCGUGCUGUCCCGUGCCACAUCAAAUUUUUGAGGUCUCAAAAAGUUGUUCACAUCAGCUGUGGAGAUGAGCACACAGCAGCCCUCACAAAGGACGGUGGCUUGUUUACAUUUGGUGAAGGCUCAUGGGGUCAGCUUGGUCACGGCUCCACCAAUAAUGAACUUUUACCCAGACGAGUGCUGGAGCUCAUGGGAACUGAGGUGUCCCAGAUUACCUGUGGCAGGCACCACACGUUGGCGUUUGUGCCUUCCACUGGUGUAGUGUACGCGUUUGGUUGUAACAGCCACGGCCAGCUGGGCACAGGAAUACUAGGGGAUGCCAGGACCCCAUUUCCUGUCAAGUCCAGUUCUCUGACUGGGAAUUUCCAUAAAACAGAAUCAAGACAAUAUACAGUGACCAGAAUCAUCUGUGGAGGAGACCAUAGCUUCUUAUUGUACUCCAAUGAUCAGAACUGUGUCCCCCCAGAAGACUUCAGGGUGAUAAAUAUCAGUAGAUCACUCUCCCCAAUCAAUUAUGAAAGAUUAAAUUCAUGGAGGUUAAAGCUGAUGUACAGCACAGACUCAAGUGUCACAAAUGACAUCAUAAUUCAACUUUCCUCUACUGCUUGUUGGAACGCCAGCUUCUUGGACCAAAGUGAUGACACCCACUUCAAAACCAACCCAAAGAUCCCAGGCAUCGAUCUAAACUCUGUCAGGACGCUAUUUGAGACGCUCAACAAACCGGCCUUCUCUGGACUUCUGGAGCAGGCUACCAAGAGCUUUGAGAGUCUGUUGAUCCCUCAGCUGCCACGCUCUCCUCCUGAUGUCGAGGCCAUGAGGAUCUACCUCAUCUUGUCCGAGUACCCGGCCCUGAUGGACUCCAAGAACUACAUCCGCCUCACUAUCCCGCUGGCAAUGGCCAUCCUCCGGCUAGACACCAACCCCAGCAAAGUAUUGGAUAACUGGUGGUGUUUUGUGGACGGCAGCGUGUUCACCAGAAUGGUUGACAUGUACAAGAGCAUCGUUGUGUUCAUGCUGACAGGAGGCAAGACGCUGCUCGUACCGGUGUUCUACGAAAAUUAUUUUGUUGCCACACUGAGGCUGCUGGAGAAACUCCACAAGGUAAACUUAAAGGCCCGCCAUGUAGAGUACAACCGCUUUUAUAUCCCUGACAUCACCAGCCUGGUGGACAUCCAGGAAGACUACCUCAAAUGGUUUCUGAGUAAAGCUGACAUUAAAGUGGGAUCAUCCUCCCCUUCACAGAGUGACUUUCCCGCGGUGAACCUAUGUGCCUACCCGUUCAUACUGAACGCUCAAGCCAAGACAACCAUGCUGCAAACAGACGCUGAACUGCAAAUGCAGAUGGCAGUAAGCGGUGCAAACCUACACAACGUCUUCAUGCUGCUCACGCUGGAACCCCACCUUGCUAGGAACCCUUACUUGGUGCUCCAUGUGCGCAGGAACCAUUUAGUAAGUGACACACUACGUGAGCUCACCAUGUACUCCGAUGUGGACCUCAAGAAACCGCUCAAGGUGAUCUUUGAUGGAGAGGAGGCCGUGGAUGCAGGUGGAGUAACAAAAGAGUUCUUCCUGCUGCUGUUAAAGGAACUGAUGGAUCCUGUGUAUGGGAUGUUCACACAUUACAAAGAGUCCAACCUGCUGUGGUUCUCAGACAAAUGUUUUGUUGAACAGAACUGGUUUCACCUGAUCGGGAUCAUCUGCGGUCUGGCCAUCUACAACUCCACGGUGGUGGACCUCCACUUCCCCUUGGUUCUCUACAAAAAGCUGCUCGAUGUGCCACCGACGCUGGAGGACUUCAAGGAGCUCUCCCCCACCGAGGCCAGGAGUCUACAACAGCUUCUAGACUAUGAAGGAGGUGAUGUGGAGGAGACGUUUCUUUUAAACUUUGCUAUCACCAGGGAGAACUACGGGAUGACGGAAGUCAAAGAGCUCAUACCUGGAGGAGAGAGCAUCAGUGUGGACAAAAACAACAGGAAGGAGUUUGUCGAGGCCUACCUGCGCUACGUGUUCUCAGACUCUGUGAGCGAGCAGUACUCGGCGUUCUCAUCUGGCUUCCUGAAGGUGUGCGGGGGUGAGAUCCUGUCGCUGUUCCAGCCGUCUGAGCUGAUGGCCAUGGUGGUCGGCAACAAUAACUACAACUGGGAGGAGAUGGAGAAGAACGCUGUUUACAAAGGGGAAUACACAGCCACUCAUCCAACAGUCAGAUUGUUCUGGGAGGUUUUCCACGAGUUUUCUCUGGAGAAGAAGAAGCAGUUCUUAUUGUUCCUGACCGGCAGUGAUCGUAUCCCCAUCCACGGCAUGGAGAGCCUGCGUAUUGUCAUCCAGUCCACCACAGCGGAGGAGCACUACUUGCCAGUGGCCCACACCUGCUACAACCUGCUGGACAUGCCCCGCUACCAGACCAAAGAGAUCCUGCGCCGCCGUCUCACUCGGGCUGUGGAGCAGUAUGAGGGUUUCAGCCUGGUCUGAGGAGGUGGAGACCUGCAGCAGCUUUAAUGCACUUUAACAGCAAUACAACCCCCGUGUCAGUGACAAAAGAGUGUAGUGGGACUCGGACUUGGGGACACAGAAAGAUCACUCUCUUUAUAUGCUCUCACAAGAUUGUUAAGCGUCUUGAAUCUGAAAGGUCUAUCUAUGUAAAUCAGAGUAUUAUGUUUUCAUUGCUUUCGGCCAUGUUUCUCAAUCUUUAAGGACCAUGUGAAAGAUACUUUAAAUGCUGAUGUAUGGAUAUUUAUUUGAAAUUAAUCACACUCCUGAAAUAUUAAUGACAUACUUAAAUUUACAUGAGAACCUGGGAUCAUAAAAAAUAUAAGACCAAAAAUCAAAGGCCAGAGGAGGUUGAGAAACUCAGGCUUUUUGGAUGUUUGCGUAGUUUUAUUUUCGUCUUUAAUUAUUUUAUUUUGUUUUGUACUUUAUAUUCAGCUCCUUAAAUUCUAUUUUUUACAUUUAAAUAAUUCUGUUAUUAUCUUGAGACAAUAUAUCUGCUUUUUGUUACUUUUACUUGGUUAAAUAGAGUGGUUAUUUUUUGACAAAAUAUAAAAAUGUGUAUAUAUAUGUAUGUAAAUAGCACUUUGAAUAUAAUCUUUACCCUUGACAUUGGGAGGAGUGUUUGUCCCGCUGAUCCUUUUAAAUCUGGACACCAGCAUGUCCUCUCUGCCUGAGGUUAAAGAAGGACAAUGUGGGAGUACUCAGCAGGCAGAGAGGUGAAACAUGGUGAAUAUUAUUUGCAAUCCCUCUUUCCUUUCGAGCUGUGGAUCACAGAGAAGCUGACUUUGUCUUGAACCUGCAUUCAACAGUGUUGCCUUCUACAGCAAAACCUACACGAGAAGCUGACUUUAAAAGUUGAUUUUUAGUGGUUGUUGUCUGUGUGCAUGUUCUUGAGUGGGAGCAAAAACCAGAUUGUCAUUUAAAGAGUUAGACAUUUUGGGAAAUACGCUUGUUAGCUUUCUGGCGGAGAGUUAGGUUUUAAUGUUUGACCGUUGAAUCUGAGGUGGCGACUAGCAGCUACUUAGCUUAGUUUAGCGUAGCCUAGCUUAUCUUAGCUUAGUUUACCUUAGCACAAAGACUAGAGAGGGGUUAAACAACUAGCCUGGCUCUGUCCAGCGGGAAUAAAACUCACGUACCAUCACCAUUUAAGUUUACUAAUUUACCCGUUAUAUGUUAUUUGUUUUAUACGUGCAAAAACUAGGGUGUAAAAACAACAACUCACCGUUUUACGUGGCGUUAUGUACCCGCUCUCUCUUAGCUGAGAUCGGUGUUACACCGUAUUCUGUGACCCAUCAGGUAUGACUUCAUGAGGAAAUGAAUUUAAGCUAGCAAACGUUACUUAAUUAUUGUUAUUGCAUGCCUUCUUUUGAUAGCUGUUACCAAACAUGGUGCCAUCAUAGUAUUUAGAUAGGGUUACGAAUUUAUAUAGCCUAAAAGCAUAUUCAGGUCACAGGAUGUAACGGGUCGCGUAAUACAGCAUAACACUACAAACUUUUUCCACUGGUUGCUUAGCAACAGCGCCGCGCUAAGAAAUAUUGCGGCACUAAACCCUGCGUAAAAUGGCGAUUUGUCGUUUUUAUACAUAUUUUUUUCGUACAGACUUAACAAAUGAGUUAUAAAAUGUUGCUUUGUCAACUUAAGAUGCAUUUAAAAAAAAAAAAGAUUUUGUAACUGCUCGAUAGCGCGAGACCAGCCGUUUCCCCGAUUUCCGGUCUUUUUUGCUGAACUAAGCUAAGCUAAGCUAACCGGCUGCUAGCUGUAGCUUCACAUGUAAUGAUGCUAAGCUACUUCUCAAACAGAAAGCCAGUAAAUGUAUGUAUGUCCAAAAGUUGCAUUUACUACAAAAUAUUUACUCAUUAAAAUUAAUAAUUGUAAUUAGUUUGUUUCCAAGUUGCAGAUAAGUAAAUUAUGACAGUAAAAUGUUUCUUGGAGGAUGACACAGUAUUUAACAGUGUGGGCAGAUAACUUAUUUAAUUCGCUAGUCAGUUUGUUGCACAUCUUGCCCUGAUACUGUAUUUAUUCCUACAGUCAAACCUCUUUAAUCCAAAUGUUUAAUUAGAUCGUGCAUUGGCGUGAAGUGUGUGACAUGGUCUUGCAUAUAUACAUAUAUAUUUUUUAUAUAUUUCAUACAUGACAGUGGUGUCAAAGUGACUUGAGACAGUAAAUGACUUGAUGUGUCCCACCAGGUCACACUGACACAUCUGUUUAGCAAUAACAACCUGAAACAGCCCAGUAAUGUAGUGAUAACUCUGGGCUUUUCUUCUAAAGGUCUUAAACAGUGGACUCUUCUGAGAUGUUUUCUUGGGACAGUUCAUCUUCUUGCUUAGCUCUAUACUGCAUGUACACACAUGUUCUUACAUGUUCAGUCAGUAUUUGUCUAAUUAAAGCUCAUUUCUCCUGCAGAGUUUAGUCCUAUGCAAAGGUUUGUGCAGCCCUAGACUUUUUUGCACCUUUUAAUGUGCUACAAGAAAAUGUGAUUUUGCAUAUUUGUCUGAAAUCUACACAAAGCUCUGUGUUCCAGCCAACUUUUUAAAUAAAACAAUACAGUGUUUGGUGAUUGCAUUAUUGGACAGAAAUAUGUUUAACAAUUACUUUGUAGCUCAUUACAUAUACUUACCAUCUUUUUACAGAUUACAUUUUGUUUUUAGCAGCUUGAUUUUUCUGGAACAAAUUCAGUAAUUGAUCCACAGAAUAUUUAUGUGUAUCAUUGUAAACUGAAUAUCACCAGCUGGUCACCAGUAUUACUUAACCUUGGUAUUUGGUUGAAUUUAUGUUAUGACAUCGGGUGACUAAAAUUUAAUGUCAGGACAACGUUUAAUGCCAACGUGAAUUUGACAUAGAAUAUUGACAACAGAUGAUGAUAUUUUGUUGGUUUUAAGUUCUGUUGUUUGGUAAAAUCCAAAGUCUGCCAAACUUCUCAUGCUAACCUCAUCUCAACAAAGGAAUAACAAUAUUUAGUUGGUAUGGAGACCAAAAUCCAACAUUUGCAAACCAUCAUAAUGUUAACAUCCACACAAGGUGGAAAUCUAACAUCUUUAGACAUUUAAAAUAUUGUCAACCUCAUUUUCAAUCCAUCCAAAAUCUAACGUUUGUCCAACAUAACAGUCAAAUAUCUUUCUGACAUCAUAUUGACGUCCAGUGCCAGUUGAGUCUUUAAACCAAACUAUAGGUUAGUUAAUCAAGACAAUAAUUGUCAGAAUAAUCAAAAAUGAAAAAUAAUUGUUAUUCGCAGCCCUAAAACAGUGAUGUACUGAGAGGAAUUUCCUUCACCUAAAAUGCUUCCACGUCAACUCAGUCACUCAAAGGAAAUCCACGCAGCCAAAAAAACUCAGUAAAAAUAUGAUUUCAUUCAUAUUAUAUACAAAAUACAAAUACAAUUUAUGUACUAAAAUGUACACACUCAAAAUUCAUUAAGCCUCGCCAGUGUUUACAUUCAGUAAAAACGAAAUUCACACUGAUAAAUCAUCCAUUUUGGAGAAAGGAAGGAAAAAUGUACUCGCUCACAGAAAUGUAAACAUACAUAAGUGAUCCAUAUUUACAAAAGAACCAAACGAGCUCCGGAGAGGACGAGAAGGAAACACAGGCCGCCCUGCAGGAGUCAUCUCACAAACGUCUGUCAAUGUUUAUCAGUGUGAGCAGAAACAUACCAGUGAUUUCAAGACGAGAAAUAGCUUAUUUUGACAGUAAGGAAAUGGGGAAAAAAGCACGUCAAUGCACAAAAAACAGUCAAAUGCUUAAGUACCAGUGAUCACAAAACUAAGCUGUUUUACUGAAAAUGAGUUAUUUUGGUUCAUAGGUUGUACUCUGAGUCACUGUCUUUGGGUUGUGUUAAUAUUUUAAACCAUUUCUUUUAGUGAGCAAAUACUCAAUUCAACUUCUAGAGAAGCAACAAAAGAUUAUCUCAGAUAUUAUGAUGGUCAGAACUGAAAUAGAGAAAGCUAUUCAAUUAGUGAAUACUGUUAAGCUGAUUGGAGUUAUACAAAUAGUAACGUCUCCCUUACAAAAAUACACAUUUCUUGAUCGCAAAAA
Epinephelus moara (kelp grouper) is the source of this 7436-nucleotide messenger RNA. It is a transcript of the gene herc3, whose product is annotated as HECT and RLD domain containing E3 ubiquitin protein ligase 3. The transcript is spliced from 25 exons. The record is from RefSeq and is a predicted model, not a curated record. Gene Ontology annotation, molecular function: ubiquitin-protein transferase activity. Bases 240 to 3389 code for a protein of 1049 amino acids. Lineage: Eukaryota; Metazoa; Chordata; Actinopteri; Perciformes; Serranidae.